Molecule: messenger RNA, 777 nt
Organism: Enterobius vermicularis (human pinworm)
Lineage: Eukaryota; Metazoa; Nematoda; Chromadorea; Rhabditida; Oxyuridae
Source: the annotation of a GenBank genome assembly
GAUCACAUGGCAUAUGUUAGUGUUUCUCGGCAAGAACUUUCUCAGUUUAGCAGGAAUCCUCACAUCCGAAAAAUCAUUAUUGGGGGACCAAAAAGCAUGAAUUUUAAGGUGAUACUCUUAUUUGGUUUUAAAAAAGCUGGUAAAACGUCAGUGAUUAGCAGCGUUUUAAAUUAUUUAUACGAUGUUAAAAAGUACCAUAAUUUUAGGUUUGUUUUGGAAGAAGACAUUCAAUCUACCAGUGACCUUGUUGAGUACGUGGUCAACAACUCGGUGUUGCAGUACUCAGUAACUUUCGUUGACACACCUGGCGUGCUUGAUAAACAGGGCUAUAGCGAUACAUCUAGUAUAAUAAAGGAGUGGUAUGAAGAGUUACUUAAAGAAGGAAAGUUUUGUUUGGAUGCGAUAACAAUUGUUUUGAAAAGUGACGAACAGGAACUGACUUGGCCGUACAUCCACGAAUUAGCGGCAGUGAAAAAAAUGUUUGGUGACGAUUUAAGAGUUAAUGUACUGCCGGUAAUAACAUAUUCUGAGAUAUUACCUCAACCAACAGCUGUCAAAGCUAUGGCUUACGCUAAUAUAACUUUUCUGGAAUAUUAUAAAGUAAACAGCGCAGGAUUUGCCCAGUAUGACGGGAAAAUUAGCAAAAGUUUAUACAGUGACUAUUUUGAAGACGGUUUAUUGUCAUUCAAGCGAUAUUUUUCUGUAAGGGCUUACGACUUGGAGCAGCCUCUACUAUCGGUGAAGACGAAGCCAUGUUUGGUACCAGCCGGUACCUAG